This is a messenger RNA of Histoplasma mississippiense, 1182 nucleotides long. RefSeq lists its product as hypothetical. Gene Ontology annotation, cellular component: cytosol. The record is from RefSeq and is a predicted model, not a curated record. The coding region runs from base 1 to 1182 and encodes 393 amino acids. The transcript has 6 exons. Gene Ontology annotation, molecular function: L-allo-threonine aldolase activity. Gene Ontology annotation, biological process: glycine biosynthetic process; L-threonine catabolic process. NCBI's taxonomy places the organism in Eukaryota, Fungi, Ascomycota, Eurotiomycetes, Onygenales, Ajellomycetaceae.
AUGAGUCCAAGUGUCAGUGACAUUAACAGCCACUUAGUUUCUAAGACAAAACCAGUGUCUGCGGAGAAUGUCCCAAACCAACAAUACACGUAUUCAGCACUGCCAAACCUGAAACGGGCGAUUGAGAAGGCAGGGGCCGAUUUCAGGUCCGAUGUUUCGACGGUCCCUACGGAAAAUAUGAUGCAGGCAAUUCUCGAAGCUUCAGUCGGCGAUGAUAUAUACGACGAAUUUGGCGAUGUGUCUGUCAACUCUCUUCAAAAUAAGCUCAUCGAACUUACAGGCAAAGAAGCCGCGCUCUGGGCGCUUUCGGGAACGAUGGGAAAUCAAAUUUGCUUCCGGACACACUUGGUGCAGCCACCACAUACAGUUUUGCUCGAUCAUCGAGCUCAUGUUUAUUGCUGGGAAUCGGGAGCUCUACCGGCAUUGUCACAAGCUUCUGUGGCCCCCGUUAUUCCCAGCAAUGGAGUACAUUUGACACUGAGUGAUGUGAAGAAGAACAUGGUCUCAGGCGGUAACCUUCACUUCCCACCAACUAGAGCUGUAUCACUUGAGAACAGCCUCAGCGGCACCAUCCUCCCGUUAAAAGAUGCCAAAGAAAUAUCAGCCUUUGUCCGCUCCUUUCCUGUCCCGGAAGGGCAAAUGCCUGUUGCCAUGCACCUCGACGGAGCCCGACUAUUUGACGGCAUUACAGGCGAAGGAGUCGAUGCGAAAGAAUACUGUGCUUGUUUCGAUAGCAUCAGUAUAUGCCUUGCGAAAGGCCUAGGGGCACCUAUGGGCAGUAUAAUUCUCGGAUCCCGAGCGUUCAUUGAGCGAGCGAAGUGGUUUCGGAAGAUGUUUGGAGGUGGGACAAGACAGAACCCUAACAUUUCCUUGUCAAUACAGCCCGGCAUGAUGGCCGCCGCCGCCCAAGUGGCUCUAACAACUUCUAUCCCCCAAUUACCCCGCGUCCACGCCCUAACAAAGUCCACCGCCUCUAAGCUUUCCGCAUUCGGCUACAAAUUCCAACUACCCGUCCAAACCAACAUGAUCAUUGUAGACCUUGAGGCCUCCAAUAACAUCCCUCCCGCGGCUUUCAAAGGGGGAAAGGCGUUGGAAAGCGAAGAGAUCAAAGGGGGUUAUUUCCAUACCAAGGAGUGGGGUACUGGGAGCAUCACGAAGAAAGGAGUAAAUAGAAGAAUAUAA